CGCACUUCGCUUCUAUCCGAUUGCGCGACUUGGGUGGCGCUUCGCGGACCGUGCCACGAUGCUUCCCGACGCUCAAACGCGCUAGCGUAGUCGCAAUCACUGCACCUGCUUACAUCGCAUCGUCCAUCCCGUACGUGGAAUCGUCCACCGCCAUGCUGGUGAUGCAGUGAUCGUAUAAAUCACCGAGAAACACCGAUUAAUCGACGAUAGUGACGGUGACCAAGCAACUCUUCGAAACUGGUGAUCUCCGAUUCCUAAUCUUCUGUUCUUCGACGGGUUUCCGGUUUCGUUGUACGGUUGAGUAUUCCAGAUCUUCUUAUGAGUUGUGAUCGUUCGAUGUACGGACAAGAAGUAUGGCAGGAAGAUGAAACGACAACACCAUGGCAGAAGAUACGAUGUAUGCUGUGACAAUUGUUUAUCCUUGAGGCAGCGCGUCAAAUUCAUACAUACGAAACUAUAAAACGUCACGCAUUCGUUUAGCGUGUGACAGUUUAUAGUUGUCCUCCGAAAAUUAUUUUUUUGUACGUCACAAACGGCCAAAAAUUUUCGUCAAUAUAUCACAGAGGAUAAUCAAGCUCGUUAAGCUUGCUAUUUAUUCAUUCUGAUAUGGCUGGACUUGUUACAGCAAAACUCCAAAAAGCACUUGAUUCCGUCUCGUAAUUUAUCUUAUUCUGCGUAUUUUAGAGCAGACUGGGUGCAUAAUUCAAUUAAAAGCAAGUCUCAAACAACAUAGUCAAUGCGGGAAUAAUAAAAUCAUGUUAUGCAAUAGUAAUAUGUAAUGUGAUAUGAUAUUAUUUGAGAGUUAGCGGACUCAAUUAUUCUACUAUCUGCUAUUUUUCGCAUGACAUUACGUGAAGUAAAUUGUCUGACGGACGAAUGCAACUUCGUGAAUCGCGUCUGACCUGCAUUCCUACUGUAGGAGUAAGCUUGUAACACGGCAUGAAGCUGGAUCGGAAGUAAGAAGAAACCAUCGCCAAAAAACAUGUCGCCGAAUCACUUAAUAAUGGCGGCAAUUGUACUCGCGGUUGCCACCGUCUGUCGCUCGGAGUGCCAGACUCGUUCUAUUUAUUGCUACGAAUGCGAUUCAUGGACGGAUCUCAGAUGCAAGGAUCCUUUUAAUUACACCGCACUUCCAAAGGAUCAACCACCUCUCAUGACUUGCCAUGGCUGUUGCGUGAAAAUGGUUCGCAACGCCAAGUCACCAUAUGAGAGCGUGAGGCGGACCUGCACCUCGCAACUACAAAUAAAUUUAUUCAUGGUGGACCACGUGUGCAUGAUGGAAAGUACCGGCACUGGUCACAUGUGCUUCUGUGAGGAGGAUAUGUGCAAUCAUGUGUCCCCGACCUCGUGUUCGAAUCCUACACUCCUGCUGAUCCUCUUGACGAUCCUUGUACUACGCUCGGUCAUUUUAGGGGCCCCAGCUUGCUUUGUAGAACGUUGCAAUCGUCACGACGUAUAACACUGAUUUAUUCGAUUCACCUGCCAGUGAUUCCGAUUAUAUCCUUCGUAGAAUUAAUUUUUAGUCAGCGACUUGAACUCUCGCCGAGACGAACGGUUCUCACCAGUCACGUACCGGUUGGAUAACACAGAACACGUUGUGUUUCUUUUCACGUUCGUACCAAACCAGAAAGGUAAGACACGAGCUGCGUGUUCCUUGAAAGAGAAGGGAAUCGGUCGAUCGUCGAUUAAUCGUGUCAGACCGUUUUAACCGUACAUUUCAAUUUUUGUGAAUCAAUUCAUGAAUCGAAAAUCGACGAUCCAUAUCUUCUCUUCAAAGAAUUUUGCUCUCUCGCUCGUCCUGGUCCUUUCUUCGGCAUAAGUCGUAACGAAAUAUCUCGAUCGUGUUCUCUGUAGAUAAAUCAUCCGAUUCUCUGUCACUCUCGAUUUUGCUACGCGCUCUUCCUCUUGAUUCACAGCCCCUCUAAAAUGUUUUCUGUACCUUUGCGAUGGUAUUUUUAACGACAAUUUUAAUUCGUUUCGAAGUGAAAUUUAUCUUAUUGGAAGAUAGUACGUGUUUUAAAAAAAAUAUGGAUUUUUUCCAAUUGAUAUAAACGGACAAUUUAUUAUAAAUUUUUUAGUUUGUUCGUAUUAUAAGUUUUAAGUAAAUUAAACGGAGAAUGAUAAAUCAAAUUCGAGCUAUCAGAAAAUUGAGCCUGAAGCGAGUAAAAAUUUAGACGCGUUCUUUAAUUCAAUGUAUGUUCGGGUGAUGUUUCUAUUUGAUCAAUGAGAUGGGAAUCCUUUUCUGACGAAGUUUUGUUGCAUGGAAUCCAGAAUCGAUUGAGACCAUUCCAUUCUUGCAACUGUCAAUCAGUUCUUUCGUUUUUUCUUCCAGUAUUGAUGUAUCUUACAAUUAGAACUUUUUGCUAGUUUUUUCCUGGUCAUUGAUCGUUACAAAGUCUUAAGCAUCAAGUUUUCUAGCUCUCAAAGCAUCUUAAUGGCCGAAUCGAGCUGCUCCCGAUACGUAAGAAAUAGUAUUCGUCAUUAUGUCGUGGUAUUUUGGAAUGUUUUUUCAUUUUUAAAGUUUCCAGUGGCUUGCCGUUUAUCAAUGUUCCAUACCAAGUUCAUCGUAUAUCUAAGCGAAUGUGGAUCACGAAACUUCAAAACUUUGAAACGUAGGUAUACUGUUGUUGUUGUGUACAACGUUGUUCGAUCAUUGCAAGAUCUUGGAGCUAAUGUGUGUUCUAAUUGUAUUACCUUAAAUACACAUUUAGCGCUUUCCCAAAGAAAAUCUCCAAGUAACGGAGGAUAAUCGAGACACAGAGAGAAAGAGAAACACGAUGUACAUUCAUUAUUUUAGCUCAUAGAGGUCGACUGAUGGACAAUUUUCGUAUUAACUCGUUACAUGCUUUAACACCAUAUCAAUGUUGAAAAGUAACUUUAUAAAUGAUCAUUGAUUACGAGAACAUUACCAAGAUCAUAAUAUAUUGAAGAUCCUUGGCACUUUCAGAAGAUUUUGAUCAUAGAUAAUCAAAUUUGAGAUGUAUAACUAGUUUCUCUUUGAACACUUUCGAUCGCUAUUCAUCAAUAUCUAUACACACACCUUUGACUCUUAUCCAGUCGAACAAAUCGUUUUUGUAUAUCACGUACGAACCAUCAGCACCCUCAAUCACUCUCUGUUUCUUGUUAUACAUUGUCGUAACGAUUGUCGUACUUCUCCCCCGCUGUUCUACGUCUCUAACGACUUUUAUACGUUUGCCCAUUUGCCAUUCUUUACGAGACACCGGUGUUUCGCGCAUCAUGCACCAUAGGACAGUGGAACGAGAAUGACCCAUGGUACACGGAACUUAAAGUAGAGCAACGUUCAGGCCGCAUGGUUUCGGCAUGUCCAUCUGUCAGCAACGUCAUGAGAAAGCAACGACUACAGCCGGCAAGCAUCGACAGCAGAAUUUUCCAGUUCUACGUUUUCCGACUUGCUUGAGUCACGGGCGUGUGCUUUUUCAAUUUCCAAACAAAUUAUUCUCGUUUACUUUUUCAAUUAUACGUAACAUAAUAGAAUAUUACCAAAGGCUUUAACGUUAUUUGAUUAGAUUUCAUUAUAUAAUGGAUGGGGUCGGGAUCGAUUCAUUAAAAAUUUGAUUGGAACUCGAUUGAAAUUUGCUAUAGGAUUAACAAUGAAUCAUGUAUAAGAUUGAUCGUUAAAAGGCACGCGCGCGUGGAAUGAACCACAGUAGUACUAGUGAGUUCGACAAUCACGUAUUUAGCAGAAGUGUGUUCCACACGUAGAAAAGUGUAAAUUCGAGUGCAUGGAUUGUAGCACUUUCAUUAACAGUGAAAAGGCAAAGGAAACUUUACGGACGGCUUCUGGAUGAAAGCUUUGCAGCCCGAUUAAAAUUGCGUAUUACCAUUCACGUUACGAUCUCAUCCCCUUUCCUCCGUCCCGCGAUUAUCGUAUCGCCGUGCAGUAGCACCUUGCAUGAUACUUGCAUGAAUCUGUUGUUGUUAGAAAUUUUUGCGAGAGACUAAAAAUCCCGUAGUCGAUGCUUCAACAGGUAACAGACUUUAAAAUAAAUGAAACAAAUAUAUUCGUAUACGUAGAAUAAAUUUUGUUCGAACUGUUUCAAAAUUUUCCAACAACUAUUAUUUUAAAUUAUUCUACGUAUUUAUUAUAUAUUAUUUCAAUUAUUGCAAUAUUAAAUACAGCAUAUUUUUACAAUAUCUGGGAAAUAAUAGAAGAAACAAUUCAAGUACGAAAAUUUCAAGUUAAAAUUCUUAUUCUAAUCAAUACGAAAGUCUGUUUCCAAAAUGAGGCUCGGCUCAGUAACCCGAACACAGAACCUUCCAUUCCGACGAAUGCAACGCGAGGCUGAUCGGAUUAAUUAAAAAGCACAACGUGCGCCUUCAGCUUCGAUCGUGCCACGCCAAUUACGCGCAUCAGCGGCGUCUCGAGCGCUUUCAGGCUUUCGGAACUAAUGUUCGAUCGCGAUCGAUCGAUUAGGCGACACGCAACGAGGAACUCGAUCGACGAAAGCGACGUUGAACUCGCUCGAGAAUACUCGUGAAUCGAGCAGCUUUACGAUCACGCAGUUUGUAAAUCUUUUUCAGGGUAUGGCUGGCACGGCCAAGUUGAACGCGCAUGUCCUCACAGAGAGGCUCCCGGUGUGGAGCCUCUUGCCAAACAAGCUUCGGUGCUUGCGAGUGAAAGCGAGCUAACCGGUGUUUCUCUGGCAAGCCAUGCGGCUCGUGUCGCGUCAUUUGUUCAUUGUCGCACGCGCGGCUGCGAGGCUAUUUCUUCGAAUCUUCUUUUUGUUCUUGCGUUUUUCUUCUGUCUGCCCCCUUUUUUUCAGUUUGUCAUUGCGCGACCGAUCCGAUCAGCGUUUGCUGAUUGCACCGCAACUCGCCGAAGAUCGAAGAGUAAUUCGAUUAAUCUUAUCAAGAUUAUUGUCAAGAACUAAUGUACCUCUAUAUUUUUGGUAAGAAAAGUUUGAGAUAUCGAAUUUUUUUGUAUGUAGUUUUUUUUCAUAGAUCGAUUUCAUCGAAGAUUUUAUAUGUAAAGAAUGCGAGAGUAUGUUUGAUAAACGCAGCAGACAGGAGAUGGGAGCUGCAAUGACAACACUGACAUCAGCAUGUAACACGAAGCGAAUCUACAUUUUUAAGUUUGGCCUCGCAGCUGAAAAGAAUCCACAUAACGUUACCGAUACAAAUAAUCAUGCGAAGUAAUGGCGGAUGCGCUCAGGCGAAUCUUAAACAGCUCGAUCGAAUACGAAGUGGAUCCGACGUAUUAUAUUUCGAUCGAAUCAAUGGAAUCUUUAACCGACUUAUUUUGUCAAGUAUUAAAUGAUGAUAUUAGAUAAACUUCUAAUGCAAAUUUUAACGAUGUUUCAGAACUUCGGACGUCAGAGAUUCUUGUUCGUCUUGAUCGAGGCUGUUUCUGUUUCGAAAUAGAAAAACAAAAAAAAAAAAAAAAAAAAAAAAAAAAAUGAAAGAGAAAAGAAAGACACAGGAUCGAUAAUUUCUUUGCUCGCCUGUUUACACGAAAGCUCAUGUCUAAGUGCUUGCAUAAGAAUCGAGGAAAUUAUUAUCGAUGUACACUUUUGUUUCUGUUAAAGAUCGAUGUUUACGAUUGCGCCGAGAUGUCAACCUAUGUAUCGAUAUCCUCUAACACUUUUGUCUCGAUGUUGAUAAACAUUGGGCAUAAACUGAAUGAUGUAUGAUGAUUAUAUAUUUUACGAUGCAAGUAUCGAGAACCCUCCUCUGUUUCUAUAUGUAUCGAUGUGUAUCGAUUUGAAUGAUCGUUGCCCCGAGAUGUUCAUUUAUUCUGACCUCUUGAUUCUUCGUUGGUGUCAGUUACGUUGAUUUUAAAACGAUUGAUAGAGUAUAUACGAUGGCAUGAGGCGAUGUUUCGAUAGCAAAGUAGCGUUCUCAAUUAUACUUUAGCACGUGAUUUCGUUGUUCCCCGUUUAGCUCCAUGAGGACAUUAUUUUCUUUCAACUUCAUCGAUCGUUGUCUUAGCGUCAUAUAUUUCAUAUGAUUUCACGGUAUUGUUAAUUUGGACGACGUGUUCAAAGUGAAGAGAUAAAUAUCUAGCUCGUAAGAAAAUAAAAUAGAGUAUCAGGUGCUUUGUAGCUUCGUUUAAUUAUCGUAUCGAAUUUGCGUUAUGAAACUAUAAUUGAUAUUAAUUAGUUAAUAUUAUUAACAGACGUUAACGAACAAUGUUUUCGUAGAUAUAUAGUUAAUGAUUAACUAUUGCCUUGUAUGCUUUCUUAUCAGAGAAUCUAACAUUUAUGCAUUCCAAAGAUUCGCUAUAUUAUUUAUUAUAUAUUAUCGGUAUAGACCUUUACGAAAAGUGAAAGUAAAAAUCGCUGGUGAUAGAGUGAAAUAAUUUUUCUUCAUGCACAUAUCGUUGCCUCCGUAGAAUAAUCACGUCUCGAUAAUGAUGAAAAAUUAUCGUGUGCUGACUUUGAAUAGUUGAACGCUGUUUAACGCUGUUUAACGUGAUAGUAAAAUGUCCAACGAUACGUAAUAUUUAGCCGGUAAGUUCAGCGUGUCUUGUCAAAAGAGAGAAAGAGAGAGAGAGAGAGAGAGAGAGAGAGAGAACAGUUAGCGAAGAAUUAUUUGCUCUAGAGUUUAUUAACUUUGUUAAUUUUUUACCAGACUAGUACGAUAGUGGCAUCGAACCGCGGAAUAGCAUUAAGCUAGUGCUUAGCUAUAAUCGAAACAUAUGACUAUUGAAAACGCGGUCAGUAUUUUAAAAUUAUGUAGUGUUAAGAAACGCAUACUUUCAUACAAAUAGCAUGAAUAAACGGAUGUCGCGAAAUAUAAAAUUUAUGUGGGAAGAAAAGGAAAAGUUGAAGAAAAAAUUGAAAAUAUUGCUAAAGAAUUCGACCGUUAUCGAUUCUUUUUAAUUGAAAUACAUCCUGACCAAUAUGGGAUCUGUGGUAUUAAAUCUCGAUGUAAUCCAACGCAUGAAGAGAUCAUAGAGAGACGUAUAACAUAGAUAUUUUCAUGAAUAUUUCAUACAAAUCUGGACACAUAAUGUUAUUUAUCAAUGCGAACUCUUGAAAGGUUGAAAGAGGUAUUUAAAAAAAUGGUGCGGUAUAUAAGAUUGUUCCAGUUGUAGUUAAAGAUGAGACGGUAUAUGAUUGUUAUAAACCAGAGUUAUUGGACAAAAAUUGUACAGAAUUGAAGACAAGCAAAACCAUGACAGAUGGUUGUAAGGGCAUAUUGUAAUUUAAUGAUUGUUAAAACGAUUAGAGAUGGUGUGUUGAGGCGCAGAUUUUACGAGUACGUUAUGCCCUUGAGAUUUAAUUGUUAGCGCGAUAUGUAACAGAGUAUCAGGUGCAAAUGAACGAUACUUUCUUGACAUAUCUCAAUGAAAAUAUACAUUUAUGUGUACAUAUACUCUUCCUCUUCUCUUUAUGUCGUUUGAAAAAAAAGGGAAACCGUGUUAAUAUAUAAUAUCGAAGCGAUAUUUUCGUCAUCUAAAUCAUUAUUAACGAUGAGAGAAUUAUAAAGUACGGAACUGUUAAAAAGAAUUAUGAUUCACAAUAGGCCGAAUUGUGUUUGAGAUAUGUUUUUCCAGAGAUUGGAAAACAAAACAUAACCGUGGCCUAGAUUGGUCAGAUCUGUCAUCGUUGUAUUCAAAUUCGCAAUAAAAUUUUUAUGUCAUUGGA
Molecule: messenger RNA, 7610 nt
Organism: Bombus terrestris (buff-tailed bumblebee)
Lineage: Eukaryota; Metazoa; Arthropoda; Insecta; Hymenoptera; Apidae
Gene: qvr
Product: protein quiver
Exons: 9
Coding region: 983-1459 (158 amino acids)
Biological process (GO): regulation of synaptic transmission, cholinergic; sleep; positive regulation of voltage-gated potassium channel activity
Source: RefSeq, a predicted model, not a curated record